AUGAUUUUCAGCACCAAUGUUAACUCUCAAUUACAGCAGGAAAUUAUGGCCUCUUGGGGGAUACAGCAGGCUCAUAAGUAUGAUAAGUAUCUUGGCCUCCCAUCAGUGGUAGGAAGAUCUAAGAAAAGGGCAUUCGCAAGCAUCAAAAGCAAGGUUUGGAAGAAGCUUCAAGGAUGGAAGGAGAGGCUGCUAUCACAAGGGGGGAAGGAAGUACUAAUUAAAGCAGUAGCCUUAUCAAUCCCUUCAUACUCCAUGAGUUGCUUCAAACUACUUGAAAGCCUGUGCAAAGAGUUAGAGAAUAUGAUGGCAAAGUUUUGGUGGGGCCAAAGGAGGGAGGAAAACAAAAUCAGGUGGCGAGUGGGGGAUGGAGAGUCCAUAAACAUCUGGACUGAUGUCUGGCUGCCAGGGCAGAACCAAAUCCCCUUGGACCAAGGUCAAGACUGCAAGAGCAGUUGCCAACAAGUUGUACAGUUGAUUGAUGGGGAGACAGGUUGGUGGGAUGCUGAAAUAGUUAGGAGAACUCUUCCUCCAAGAGAAGCUUUUGAAGUCCUGAGGAUGCCCCUUAGAACCAUAGGGCAGAAGGGAGCUGCUAAAACUAUCAGGCACUUCGAGGUUUCUGGAAGCAGCUAUGGACAAUGCCAAUACCACACAGGGUUAGAGUCUUCUCAUGGAGAGCAUGCAAGCAUGGACUGCCCACUUUGCAAAACCUGA
Carya illinoinensis is the source of this 711-nucleotide messenger RNA. RefSeq lists its product as uncharacterized. The transcript is spliced from 3 exons. Bases 1 to 711 code for a protein of 236 amino acids. The record is from RefSeq and is a predicted model, not a curated record. NCBI's taxonomy places the organism in Eukaryota, Viridiplantae, Streptophyta, Magnoliopsida, Fagales, Juglandaceae.